GCGGGUUCUAGUCUAUAGUUGUCCGUUGUUCGUUAUACGGUUUAGGUGCGAAGUUACGCGCGGAAAUUCUGGCCGUUAGGACCCAGUGCUUUUGUAUUCUAGAACAGUGAUUCGCCGAUGCGGGACGACGCGGAAAUCUGCAGCUAGAGAUUUUUCACAUUUUCUUGUGAUUUUUUCAUCCGGAGUGUUCGUACACUUAUCUACCGGAAAGUGUCGGUUUUUUUUUUUUGUUUAGUGCGAAAAAGGACUGUUUUGUAAACGUAGUGUGACAGUGACUAUUAAUGUUCUAAACCUGUGAUAAGAAAACUCAGUUAUUUUGUUUUAAGUAUACUCGAAUCCACGCAUCCGCGAACCCAACCAACACCCAGAGUGCCUACUCCUAGAACAGGUUCUUUUAUGGUUGGAACGAAGCGGUGGACCAGCUCUACCGCUAAACCUUGGUCCCGAUGCGUUUCGAAAGUACGCUGGACGCACCCGAAGCCGUGAAAAAAAUGGCCUACCAUCCGUUUCUUCAAUUACCACGCCAGACGGACUUUAGCGUGUCCUCGUUACUCACGGCAGCCAACAACAACUCACCCUCCAACACGUCACCGACUGGACCUGGAGGGGCCGGUGCCUUUUUUCCCUCGUUGUUGGCCCAGCAAGCCGCUGCUGGUCCGCACGGGUGUUAUCCAGGAACUUUGAUACCCAAAAUACCUCAUCCGCAUCACGCGUUGCCUGGACAUCCUUAUACCACUGCUGAGGACGUACUUUUACAGGCUGUCCAUAACCACCAUUCUGCUAUGGUAAGGCCUCUGCGUGCAAUUCAACCAGAAGAUGAUGGUGUGGUUGAUGAUCCCAAAGUGACCUUAGAAGGCAAAGACCUUUGGGAAAAGUUUCACAAAUUAGGAACUGAGAUGGUGAUAACUAAAAGCGGAAGACAAAUGUUUCCCCAAAUGAAAUUUCGCGUGUCCGGUUUGGACUUAAAGGCCAAAUACAUCUUAUUGCUGGACAUUGUAGCCGCUGACGAUUAUCGCUACAAAUUUCACAACAGUCGAUGGAUGGUAGCUGGUAAAGCCGACCCAGAAAUGCCCAAAAGAAUGUACAUCCAUCCGGAUUCACCGUCAACUGGCGAACAGUGGAUGCAAAAAGUGGUCAGCUUCCAUAAACUAAAACUAACGAAUAACAUCUCGGACAAACAUGGAUUUUUAAAAGACAAGUCCAUUGAUUUUCUGACGAUACUGAACUCUAUGCAUAAGUACCAGCCUAGGUUUCACUUGGUAAGGGCGAACGACAUCUUAAAACUACCCUACUCGACGUUUCGGACCUAUGUCUUCAAGGAAACGGAAUUUAUUGCAGUUACAGCUUAUCAAAAUGAAAAGAUUACACAACUCAAAAUCGACAAUAACCCAUUUGCCAAAGGCUUCAGAGAUACGGGAGCUGGAAAACGUGAAAAGAAACAAGCGAUGCUGGCGCAACGGCAUACAGACGAUAAAAUUUCGCAUCCUUUACCGGCACGCAUGUCCGCGGACAGUAGUACUGUAUCCAAAACGGACGAUGGAGAACUGGACGUUGUUGGUACUGCAGAUAGUCCAAGACCCAGUCUCAAUACAUCUACUGCAGCAUCGAGCCACAAUCACAGUGGUGCCGAAGACGACUCAAUUCGUCGCAGACUCCAUGACGAUAGUGGUUCGGAAUCUUCUUGCAGUGAGUCUCCAGGAAGUACUGCUUUCCGACCUCGACCAUCCUCCCCCAAAGAUGCUGCAGGUCCAUCGAAUUCCAGCGGAGAAUAUCCUUCGCCCAAUAUAAGUGUCGGACCUCCCAUUCAUCCCCCGCCUCAUUUACUGCCUUACUUUUAUCCUCCCGGUAUUUACCCUGGAGCAACUGGACAUAACCCGUUUGGACCCUCUUUGAACCUAUUCACUGGAGGUCACUCGCCUGCAGGAAUGAACCCUAGCAUACUUUUCAAUGCUCAGCUUGCACUGGCCGCUCAACAUCCAGCAUUGUUUAGCCAUUACCAAAACUUGGCGCAUCCGAACCCUCACAAUCACCAUUUAUCUCCUACGUCUCCUUUGCAUAAUCACCUUAAAGGAGGUCAUAGGUUUACGCCUUAUACAUUACCUACAAGCACCUCAGGAGGAGUAAGUUCAUCUCCACUUGGAAGCGCUUUCGAAACAGUAACGCCGAGUUCUCACACUAGAAGUUUGAGUAAUUCUCCAAACAGCACCAAAAUUCGUAGUUCUUCGCUAUCACCGCCGGUAAGGGCGAGCACAGUUUCACCUAAACCCGAAACGGCCAAUUCACCAAGUGAUUUGAAAAGUAUAGAAAAAAUGGUGAACGGACUUGAUGUGAAACACACUAGUGAACUUAUCGGGGACAAUGGUGAUAAAUAAUAGUGAUAGUGAUUUUUGGUUGUUAGUUAUUUGGUGAUAUUGUGUGAUGCCGUACUUUUCAAGAAGGAUUUUAUUGUGAAAUUUGGUUUCACAAAAAAAUUCACGAAUAUUUUUACCGGGAUUUGAUUGCAAUAUUAUCGCUCACAAAGAGAGGUUCACCUACGCAAAGAUCCUAAUGUUUCCAAUGCUAAGGAAUUAUUAACUUUAAAAUAAUGUAAAUUUGGAAUCAUAUUGUUAUAGGCUUUGACAUGAGGAAUUUUUCGUUUUAAAUUAUUUUCGAGUUCCUAUAAAAUGGAAUAUGAGGCUACUUUAUAGUCGGAAUGAUGUUUAGCUCAGGUGAGUCAUGCUCAUUUAUACACUGAUUCAGUUUAUUGAUGUUUAUUUCACAUGUGCCAGACUCUCAUUUUCAAUUAGAAGUUUGGAAAAUGCCUUAAUUCAGCCCAUUAUCAUCUCAAUUGAACCAAAAAGUAAUUCAUUUUGAAACUUUACUUCAAAUUAUUUCAAAUCAUCUGCAGAAAUGAAUUUAAUUCAGCUGAGCUAAAUAAAAUCUAUUAAAAAAUAUUACACUUGUAUUUUGCGAUAUAAUUGGUAAGAAGAAACUAAUGAGUUUUCAUACAGACAUCAGAAAUAUACAGGUAUUAUGUAAUUUACAUCUUUUAUGAUAAAACCAAAUCCACCUACACCAGUUUUGGAUAAUAAGGUAUGUUCAAAAUGGAUUUGAAAGCUCAUUAAUUUUGUUUUCUUUCUCUUAUAGUUUCUCCCCUCUGGUAUAUCUUCACAAAAUGUUUCACUCAGUUUAAACUAUCUUUUUUUUUUAAGCUUUAAUAGUUAGUUUCGUAGUGCAAUAGUACAUUUCUUUAAGCUAUUUUAGUUGAUUUUUGCCAUAAUAAUAACUAAAAGAGUGAAACACUUUGUGGACAAAAAAAUUUCUCUUUACCUACUUAUAACCUCUAAGUGCUUUUCGUAAUAUAAAAAAAAUUAAGCUUAACGCAAGAGUACAAACCUUUAUAAUGUGUAAAAAAAAAUAUAAAUAAAUAUUUCACAAUUAAAAAAAUGUUCAUUCAUUAUUUUGUUGGUGCUAUUCAUUCUCAUUAUUCAUCGGCCUUGCUGUAACGCAUAGUAGGUUUCCUAUAGUUGUUGCAGUGAAAAUCGAACCUACUAUGCAUAAUAUUUUGGCCGUUGUUUUUUAGUUAUGUUAUAACAAAUUUAAAGUAGACAGACAGUGCUAACAUAAUAUAUCUGUGGAAUUUAAAUAGAAAAAUGUUCCUUUUUUUUUUUAAAUAAUUUGUAUAUUUAUUUUAGGAUUAACUUGUAAAUAUUUGUUUCUUGUCUUUAAAACUCUUGUAAUAAAUGUAUUAUAUUUGUAUAAUAUUAAUUCAAGAAUGUUUUAAAUUAUUUCUGUUUUGCCAAAGAGCGAUUUUCAAUAAUUUUUUCAAGAAUUGAAAGAUCUUUUAAGUGUUAAACACGAUAAUUGGGGAAAUGGAAAUUUUGUAUAAUUAAUUUUUAGUUGUAUAUAUUUUCGACAUGGUACGACCGUGAUGUGUAUAAAAUACGACUUUUGUUAACAAUAAUUAUAAAAAUCAGCCCAAAAUGUGUGAGAUAAUUUUUCACAUACAUUAUAAUUUGUUUUUGAUUUUUUUGUUUAAACACACACAAUAUAAUAUUACUAAAGAAUAUGAUGAUAAUUUAUUAUAAAAAAAAAAGAAAUGUAUUGAAGUAGACGAAAGGAAAUAAAAAUGUGAAUUGUCGCUGUGUAUAUGUCAUUUAGUUUUAAGGAAUAAAAUAAAAAAUUAAUAUUAAAAUUGGUGUUUCAUUUGAUUCAAUAAUAAAGGAC
Messenger RNA from Ceutorhynchus assimilis (cabbage seed weevil), 4206 nucleotides. Lineage: Eukaryota; Metazoa; Arthropoda; Insecta; Coleoptera; Curculionidae. The record is from the annotation of a GenBank genome assembly.